Messenger RNA from Cygnus atratus (black swan), 2355 nucleotides. It is a transcript of the gene KNG1, whose product is annotated as kininogen 1. The record is from RefSeq and is a predicted model, not a curated record. Lineage: Eukaryota; Metazoa; Chordata; Aves; Anseriformes; Anatidae. Gene Ontology annotation, biological process: negative regulation of blood coagulation; positive regulation of cytosolic calcium ion concentration; negative regulation of endopeptidase activity. Gene Ontology annotation, cellular component: blood microparticle; extracellular region. The transcript has 10 exons. Gene Ontology annotation, molecular function: cysteine-type endopeptidase inhibitor activity. The coding region runs from base 1 to 1848 and encodes 615 amino acids.
AUGAAACCUUUCAUUGUGCUAGCACUCUGCUGUAGUUUUCUUUCUAGCAGAGCCACCCCUCUUCCAUUUGAGUUUUUGGACUGUGAUAACCCUGAUGUCUUCGAAGCUGUUGACACAGCACUGAAGAAAUAUAAUGGAGACAGCACUUCUGGUGAUCAAUUUGCUCUGUACAUGGUGAUGGAAGCCAAGAGAACAGUAGGUCCUGACAAACAACUCCAUGUGAAAUAUCGAAUACAAGAGACCACUUGUGCCGCUGAGGAGAACAAAUUCUGGCAGGAUUGUGAUUACAAAGCAUCUGCAGAAGCAAAAACAGGAGAAUGCACAGCUCAAGUUCACAUUAACGAUGUUGAAGGAACAAGUAAUGUUUCACAAGAUUGCAAAAUUGUUCCAGUUCCACCCAAGAUAACGCUUUCUAAGGCUACAUGUCUUGGAUGCUUUCAUGAUAUAUCAAGCGACAGCUUACAAGUAUCAGAAAUUCUGAAGCGAGCCAUUCAGAAGUUUAACAAGCACAGUGGUGAAGUCACCCUCUUUAAACUUGUGGAAAUAAAGGAAGCUAAAAGACAGGUGGUAGCUGGAUGGAAUUACAUAAUCAAAUAUGAAAUCAAAGAGACGAAUUGCUCCAAAGCACAAUUUCAAGAGUUAACUGAAGAGUGCAAAACCAUUUCUAGAGGCCGUAUAGGAAAAUGUGAUGCCAAAGCUUAUGAAAGUAUUCAGGCAGAGAUUGUAGAUGUUGUAAGCCAGUGCAAGUUCCCAGCUGAAGACGUGGUAAAUCCUCCCACUCUCAUUUGCGCUGGUUGUCCAAGGGCUAUCCCCAACGACAGUCCAGAACUGAAGGAACUGCUGGAGGUUUCUAUGGAGAAGUAUAACUCAGAGACCAAUGAUGACUUCUACUAUAAAGCUGGAGCAAUAGAAUCAGCAACAGUGCAGGUGGUUGCAGGACAAAACUACCAUCUAACGUUUGGAGCCCAGAAGACAAACUGUUCAAAGAAAGAGUUUGAAAAGCUUCAUGAAAACUGUGAAGCCACAACAGACAGUCCACCAUUGUACUGUGAAGCACAAAUUUAUGUGGUCCCAUGGAAGGAUGAAACCUCUGCCAAGGUUAACUGCUCUGAAGGCCAGCCAAUGACUACACUUCUACGAAGGCCUCCAGGAUUCACUCCUUUCCGAAGCUUUGCUGCGCUACAACAGAUGGAUCAAACUCCAUCAUCUGAUAGAAAUGAAGAAGAAAAUCAAGCACCUGGCAAAGAAACAAAAGAUGAUGGAAAGCAGCAAGAAGGUGAAGGUGAACCUGGGCAUAAACACGGGCAUAAACGUGGGCAUAAGCAUGGGCAUAAGCACGGGCAUGGAUUUAAAAAGGAUGAUGAGUCUGCCAAAAGGCACAGGCAGGAAACUGACUGCGGGCACAGAACCAGCCACAGGUGUAGGCAUCGAAAAAACAGUAAAAAUGGUAAACAUAAACAUCCCAAAUCUGAAUCUUCUGAGGAAUCCAGUGAAAGGGUUUUUAACCAAAAGGAAACCUUCCCAUCACCCAGUGCUGAAACAGCAUCAGAGCUAGUUAACUCAGGGGUUGCAAGAAAGGAAACUGGUAGUCCUGCAGAAUCAGUAGAUCUUCCUGAUAUGUCUUUAUUUGAUGGGUUGCCAGAUCGCCCAGAAUCUCCUCUGCCCAGAUGUCCUGGAAAACCCUGGAAAUCAAUUAUGGACCCUCCAGUUCCUUCUAGCUUUCCCAGAGAAUUCACAAAUGAGGAUCUCUUGCCUUCUGCUGUGGAAAACGUCAAUCCUACAACAGAAACCUCAGCGCCUCCCCAAAAUGAAGAGAUGAGCUUUGAUCUUUCAGACGCUUUACCAUAGUUCAAGUAUUGUUGGAUCCUCUCCGGAAGUGAUACAGAGAAAAAACAGAAAAUUAUUGCCUUUUGAGAUUUAUAAGAUCUAAGAGGCAAAAGCUCCUGUUCUUUUAGCUAAGAUACUCACGUAGGUCACCAGCUUCUAGGGACCUAAGACCAUAUAUAAAUACUUUGAGUUUGCAUAUCUUUUGCAUAUUUGACAAAAACAUAACUCAGGCGUGGCACCAAUGAUUCAGAACCAGUCUAGCAAAGGGACCAGGCAAGUCAACAGUGUUCUGCUGUAGAAGUUACAAUCAUGACUAUCUCGCCUGCCUCACGUUGCUGGAAGCACACAGUCAACCACUGCAUCACUUCUCACUGUAUUAGGUUUAAAACAAUUACACAAAAAAUUUGGAAACUACAUGAAAAAUCUCAACAAAGUAUGUGUAAGACAAAAGCAAGCCAACGUAAUGCCAGGAUGCCUUUCUUAGAUAUCUGAAAUAAUAUUUCUCUAAUUUCCUGAAGUGUAUCUUUU